Messenger RNA from Dibothriocephalus latus, 1017 nucleotides. NCBI's taxonomy places the organism in Eukaryota, Metazoa, Platyhelminthes, Cestoda, Diphyllobothriidea, Diphyllobothriidae. The record is from the annotation of a GenBank genome assembly.
AUGGUCGUUGGAGCCCCGCGGAGGAACCUUGAGGGCUGUAAGGUCCCUAAUGUUCCUCGAUCACGUAUUCAUUCAGCAAGCAACCUGAGUUCAUUAAAGAGGAAACAUCCAUCUGACGAAGAUAGUACAUCUAGCCUACAAACAAAUGAUCUAGAUGAUCAUAAUGACAAGGCGAAGUUGACAGCAUUACCGCGACAGACUGGAAGUAUGGUUUCUAGCCACCACGAACAAGAUGUUGUGACUCGAAUUCGCAAUCUUGAAUGGAUAGAAAUAGGACAAUACCGAAUAAAGCCAUGGUAUUUCUCACCGUAUCCAGUGGAACUUGUGUCUGCUGACUGCGUAUACAUUUGCGAAUUUUGUCUGAAGUAUCUUAAAAGCCGAACCUGCCUGCGUCGACAUCUGACAUACGCACAACAUUUAUGUCUGCUUGCCAAACUGUUCCUGGACCACAAGACCCUAUACUAUGACACGGACCCCUUCCUCUUUUACGUCCUUUGCGAGACGGACUCCCGAGGAUAUCACAUAGUAGGUUAUUUCUCAAAGGAAAAAGAAUCAUCGGAAGAUUAUAAUGUUGCUUGCAUCCUGACUCUUCCCCCGUAUCAACGAAAGGGCUACGGAAAGCUUUUAAUUGAAUUCAGUUACGAACUCAGCAAGAUAGAAGGAAAACUUGGCUCGCCAGAGAAGCCCCUUAGCGACUUGGGCCUCUUGUCUUAUCGCUCAUACUGGGCAAUGACUCUCAUGGAUAUAUUUCUAUCGACUAAGCCCUCGGAACCAGGACAGGAGCCUGCAAUUAGCAUCAAUGAAAUUGUCGAACGUACAAGCAUGAAAAGGGAUGACGUGAUCGCUACUCUCUCCUACCUGAACGUUCUGUACUAUGUGAAGGGACAAUACCUAAUCUUCCUGAGUAAAGAAAACCUCGAAUUACACAAGCGUGCCAUCUCCAAACGCCUUGUGCGCGUUGAUCCCACUUGCUUGAGCUGGAAGCCAAAAGACUGGAGCAAGCGCGGACGAUGGUGA